AAACUUGCUGCAUUCUGGAAACAUAAACUGUAUCUCGUCAUUGAUGAGGUUUCCAUGAUCGCUCGCAAAUUCUUCACCAAACUUUCCACAUCUAUCAGGAAGGGCAAAUCAUUAGCAGGAGAAAAGAGCGAAGAUAAACCUUUUGGUGGAGUAAAUAGCACAGUGCUAUAUUAUCCAUGUGAUCCUUCAAAAGACUCAGCUGAAAAAAUGUUGGGACAGAAAAUAUACAAACAAUUCACGACAGUUGUUCGUCUAAAGGAACAAGUUCAUGUCACUGAUCCACAAUGGAAUGAUCUUCUUUGUCAUAUCCGACAUGGCAGCUGCAACCAUCAGCAUAUCAAAUUGCUUCGAUCCCUCAUACUCACAAAUUCCCAAUGUCCACCAACCGAUUUCAAUUCAUCACCAUGGAAUGAUGCUAUUUUGGUCACCCCUCAUCAUGCUGUUCAUCACCAAUGGAAUUCUAAAGUCACCAAAAACUACUGCCAACAAAGUCACAACCAGUUAUUCAUUUGUUGGGCAUUGGACAUGACACAAGGACAGAGACUAACAUUGGAGGAAAGUUUCACUGUUGCUAUGAAGCCCAAGGGAUUUCAGGCUACUGGUAAUGAUCAUGCAUUGCUGUCAAACAUGAUAGAGAUUGCAGUUGGUAUGAAGGUUAUGGUAACUUUCAACAUCAAAACAGACCUGGACAUUGCAAACAGAGCAAGAGGAGAAUUAGUGGAAAUUGUCUCGGACAAACAGGAGUCAAGUUUUUCACCUACAAAGGCUGUCGUGGAGUUAGAGUAUCCUCCAGCAUACUUUCUGAUCAAAUUGGACUGCACAAAGGCC
Molecule: messenger RNA, 828 nt
Organism: Suillus plorans
Lineage: Eukaryota; Fungi; Basidiomycota; Agaricomycetes; Boletales; Suillaceae
Exons: 2
Source: RefSeq, a predicted model, not a curated record